Messenger RNA from Sphaeramia orbicularis (orbiculate cardinalfish), 3744 nucleotides. RefSeq names its product ras-GEF domain-containing family member 1C. The transcript has 14 exons. Lineage: Eukaryota; Metazoa; Chordata; Actinopteri; Kurtiformes; Apogonidae. Gene Ontology annotation, molecular function: guanyl-nucleotide exchange factor activity. Gene Ontology annotation, biological process: Ras protein signal transduction. The record is from RefSeq and is a predicted model, not a curated record. Gene Ontology annotation, cellular component: plasma membrane. The coding region runs from base 371 to 1837 and encodes 488 amino acids.
UCCUCCUCUCUGAUCACUCGCUCCGUGGACGCGUGGAUGUGCUGCGCGCUCAGCUGUGUCUCCGUGGCGCAGGACAGGACAGUCGCCACGCCUUCAGGGACGCACUUUCCUUCGGCAUCACGUCUCGGUAUCGGUCCUCUGUUCACCUCCACAGCUCUGUCCGGAUCCAGGACGUUUCCACAUCCUUUACCGCCGCGUACAUCCGUCACGUUCUGCCUCUGGAGUCCCCGGCGCGACUUCACCCGUGGAUGCCAGCUGGACAGAGUGUUCUGUGAAAUAUUUCUGGAUUACACGGAGUGGCAGUGGUAUUGAUUUGUCAUCGGAUAUAAGUUGGAUCAAAGAUGGGGCUCAGAGUGUAGUACUGCCAGGAAUGCCCCAGACUGUGUGCUCAGGCACCAUGUUCACCACUCCCAGUGGCUUCAGCCCCCAUCUGGCCUGUGCUGAGCCUGGGGAGGAGGAGGAGGAGGCCCCUCAGGAGGGUCCGGGACCUGGGGCUUGCCUGGCCGAUGGGCCCGCUAUUACCUCUGCCUCCCUGGACACCCUGAUCCAGAACCUCGUGCCCACUGCCGAUUACUACCCUGAGAAAGCCUAUGUGUUUACCUUCUUGCUGAGCGCUCGUCUGUUCAUUCCUCCUCCGGAGCUCCUGGCGAGGGUGUGCGAGCUGUGCAUCAAACAGCAGCAGCUGGAUCAGAGCCCACUCGAUACGGCUAAAGUGCGCAAGUUUGGCCCUAAGAUCCUGCAGUUGCUGACAGAGUGGACGGAGACUUUCCCCUCUGACUUUAGGGAUGAGAAAAUGGUCGGAUAUCUAAAAGACAUCAUCCACAGGAUAGCUCCAUGUGAUGAGGCGUACUGGAAAACCCUGAACCAGGUGCUUCAGAAACUUAGCCAGAGGCUAGCCCUCAUGAGCCAGGGGGAAGAGAGCAUCAUGAAGGUCUCCCUCAAUGCCUCCUCCAUCUCUGACAAGCUGGUGGCCUUCAAGACUAAGCCUCAACCCAUCCAGAAGGACAUGCUCUCCAUCUGCAGCGACCCAUACACACUGGCACAACAACUCACCCACGUGGAGCUGGAGCAUUUGAGUCACAUUGGGCCAGAGGAGUUUGUCCAAGCUUUUGCUCAGAAAGACCCACUAGAUGGAACACAGCCAUGCUUCAGUGACCAGAAGAAGAAAACCUCCAACCUGGAGGCCUAUGUCAGGUGGUUUAACAGACUGUGUUACCUGGUGGCUACAGAGAUCUGCAUGCCUGCGAAAAAGAAGCAGAGAGCCCAGGUUAUAGAGUUUUUUAUUGACGUAGCCAGAGAGUGUUUCAACAUUGGAAAUUUCAAUUCCCUCAUGGCGAUCAUCUCUGGUAUGAACAUGAGUCCUGUGUCACGGCUGAAGAAGACUUGGGGCAAAGCCAAGACUGCCAAAUUCUUCAUUCUGGAGCAUCAGAUGGAUCCUACAGGAAACUUUUACAACUAUAGAACUGCCCUGAGGGGGGCCGCCCAUCGCUCUCAGACUGCCAACAGCAACAGAGAAAAGAUUGUGAUUCCCUUCUUCAGUCUGCUCAUCAAAGAUAUCUACUUCCUGAAUGAAGGAUGUGCCAACCGGCUGCCGAAUGGCCACGUCAACUUCGAGAAAUUUGUGGAGCUGGCACGGCAAGUUGGGGAGUUCAUGACAUGGAAACAGGUGGAGUGUCCGUUUGAGGAGGAUCGAGCCAUCCUACACUACCUCCACACUGCUCCCAUCUUCAGCGAGGACGGACUCUACCUUGCAUCUUAUGAGAGUGAGAGUCCAGAAAACCAGGUAGAGAAGGACAGAUGGAAAGCACUCAGGUCUAACGUUUUGGGAAAAACAUGAGGCACUGACGGCAGCUAACCCUCUAACCAGCGAGGGAGUGUGUGUUCUCAUUGCACUAAAAAAUGAACUGUGAAGGAGCCUAGCUGGUACUUAGGUGUUUUUCUAUGAAGAAAUGAUGACAAAAGAACCAUGAUGAACGGGAUUCAUCAAGACGAGUAUAAAAAAAAUGAGAAAAAAGUUUGGAAAAAAAAAAGAGAAUAAGUUAAGCUAUGGAAGCUGUGGCGUUGAUGCCUUUGCAGCUUAUUAACCUUCAGUGAUGAGGUACAGUAUUUUAAACAGAAGUACAGCUUCUCCUCCCCUUCCCUCGAUGUGUGUUUACUCUGUGAAGAUAUGUUUACUACUAUAGAGAGUACACUUACAGGGCAGACCACUUUAUAAAAUGAAAUUCCUACUGAUUCUAUUGUUGUUUUUGUAUUUGCUCUUUAAUUAUUUCUCUUUUUCUCUUCCUCUUUUUGUCCAAAGCCUUGUCUAGUUAUAUAAGUUUUGCUUUUUUUCCCUCACUUGUGUACUGUAAUGAAACUAACAAUGUGAACGGGCGCUGGCUAGCCCAUAUCAGCUGAAAUUUUUGUAGUCCUACUGAAGUAAUGGCAAAGGGGUACAUUUGGGAAGACGGAAGGGGACACGCCUUCAGCAUUGUACCAGUUCAUCUCUCAUGUACUUUUUGUGUGUGUGUUUAUGAUCCAGAGGAAGCACCUGUUCAUGUAUGUCCAGACUGUCUUUAACUUGUUUUGCAUGAGAAUGACUGGGAUGGGUCAUCUCUUCCCGUAUUUUUAUUUAUUGUAUUUUAUUUUGGGAAAGUGGGGGGAAUACGAACUGUUAAAGAAAAAAAGUGUUUACUCCUUUUAAAUGUAUUGUGCCAUUAAUGCAAGAAAACUACAGCAUAGCUUAACAGUUUCAGUGGAAGCUCAGCAAGGUGUAGAUUGUGUACAGGUGACAUUUACCCCUCAUCUUUCUGCUCUUCAGGAAGUUUUCUCUGACUGACGUUCAGUUGUCUGAUAUAUUUAUGGAGAUUUCUGUGCUGACAGAUGUAUAGUUUUUAUCGUACUUUUCCUUUAGUGAAUAUGAAGUCAAAUGGCAUGCUAGGACAGGUGUUUUAAAGGGGCAUUAAGAGUAUCCACCUUGUAAAGUCUGCUACUGCAUUGAUGUGUUCUAUAGAAGGAUGACAUUGAAAAAGAGGGAAUCUUGUGCCAUAUGAAUCACUGGGUGUCAUGACAAUUCAGGUUCCUCUGACUUAAAACGUGUUGUUUAUUGUUUUGUGGGAUCGUCACUGAGCUUUGUUUAUGGCAGUUUUGAUGUGAUUCAGAAAGCAUUUUAAGGGUUGGGGGGGUGGGAGAGGGAGAGGGGGGGUUUACAUUAAAGGGGAGCAGUAACUGUGUAAUUAUAGGCUUUUUAAAACAGUCUUAUUCAGUUUGCUAUAAUUGAUGUCAGUGUUUUCUCUCAAGAAGCACCUUUCCCUCUCAAUAACAGACCGAUUUCAAUCCCCUCCCCCUUAUUUGUCAUCAAUAAACUUGCUUUCCCUGUAACAUGUUUCCCAGAUCAGUUUAAUCUACAGAGAGCCAGAGACGUGAUGUCAAACCUGCCAUUCAAGGUGAUGACAUUUUAAUAAAGCAUUGCCUGUGUUAUACAUGUUUUUAAUGACAAUCGCCUACAAGGCAUUGGUUCUGCUCUUUUACAUGGUGUCACUGCACUGCCAAGCCCAUCUUCAGACUUUUUGCUUACAUAUGACUGUUGCUGUUUGCAGCUCAACAACUGGAGUGCAUUUGUUAUAUUUUCUGUUCAACUUGCUGUGAAGACAUGGAUCGUAUUUCUUGUUUAGGGCAAGAAGAUACUUUUAGCUCUGACAUCGCUGCAAAAUUUGUGACUGGUUCCUGAAAAGCCUUUAAUAAAAUUAAACCAUGUUUAGUUCA